AUGAUAAGCAGCAAAACGGAAUCCCCGUGCUUCGGUGAAGUUGAUGACGGUCUCGGGUGCACCGGAGAGAGCUCGGACGUGGCGCAGGAGUGCUCGGCGAGCUCGACGACGGCAAUAGCGGCUCAGGGACUAGAGAGGGAGUGCGGGGUGGGGAAGGCGCGGGGCUGCGGGCGCAACUUAAAGCGCAGUGACGCUCGUGCCGUUGCGGGGAACGUGGGCGCGGGGGCUAGACGCGUGCUGGCGAAUUCGGGCGACGUGGUGCGGCGGUUGCGAGUGCGGGCGCGGGCGCAAGCGAGCGCGACGAUGAUGCUGACAAUGCUGCAGAGUGCAGGGGUGAAGUACAAUGGCAGCUCGUCGAAUGAGAGCACGCCGGCGCACGGCGCGAGCUCGUUGAGCAGCUUGAAUGGAGCCGCCGGUCCCAAGGGCAGGUCGCUGGCGUCGUCCCAGAACGUGUUCACCCUCGACGGCUAUGGUGCCCGCGGCGACGGCAAGCACGACGACACGCAGGCGCUUGCGAAGGCGUGGAAGGCGGCCUGCGCCUCUCCGCGGGCGGCCGUCGUGCUUGUCCCCAGGGGCAAGCGCUACCUGCUGAAGGUUGUCGGUCUCUCCGGCCCCUGCAAGUCCAGCGUCGUGGCCACGGUGCAGGGCACGCUAGUGGCGUCGCCGAACAGGUCGGACUGGAGCGACAAGGACAGGAGGCUCACCGUCAAUGGCGGCGGCGCAAUCGACGGCAACGGCGAGAGGUGGUGGCCGCACUCGUGCAAGAUCAACAAGGCUCUCCCUUGCGAGGAGGCUCCAACGGCUCUGUCAUUCCACUCCUCAAAUUUGACAGUAGAGAAUAUGAAAAUAGUGAAUAGCCAACAAAUCCACAUGUCGGUCGAGGAUUGCACCGAUGUGCAAUUGCUACGACUGUCUAUCACAGCGCCCGGCACUAAUCCCAACACCGACGGCAUCCACAUCACCGACAACAAAGAUGUGCAGGUUACAAACUGCAUGAUCAAGGCCGGUUCUAGCAAAACUGCUGUGAUUCUGCGAAACCGUGCAAAACACAGGGAUCAGCAGUGGAGGGUUAAUGCUGAUUUGAUAUCAUCUGAUGAAGUCUGA
This is a messenger RNA of Phragmites australis (common reed), 1104 nucleotides long. RefSeq names its product polygalacturonase-like. NCBI's taxonomy places the organism in Eukaryota, Viridiplantae, Streptophyta, Magnoliopsida, Poales, Poaceae. The record is from RefSeq and is a predicted model, not a curated record. The transcript is spliced from 5 exons. Gene Ontology annotation, molecular function: polygalacturonase activity. Gene Ontology annotation, biological process: anther dehiscence; pectin catabolic process; fruit dehiscence. The coding region runs from base 1 to 1104 and encodes 367 amino acids.